Beta vulgaris subsp. vulgaris (sugar beet) is the source of this 1584-nucleotide messenger RNA. Its product is annotated as DNA oxidative demethylase ALKBH2. Gene Ontology annotation, biological process: DNA repair. The coding region runs from base 200 to 1117 and encodes 305 amino acids. The record is from RefSeq and is a predicted model, not a curated record. The transcript has 4 exons. Lineage: Eukaryota; Viridiplantae; Streptophyta; Magnoliopsida; Caryophyllales; Amaranthaceae.
CCUCUAAUUAUUCUGCAGAAAGUAUCACAACGAGGCAAUGUACGAUGUUAUUGGCGAAACACUUGAGAAUAGUUACUAAAUUAAGAAUUUCAUCUUAAAACCCCUCAAAAUUCAAAGAACAUCCUCUUGGCAAAAGAAAAACUCAAAAACCUAGAAGUGGAGGAUGGUGGUGUGAGAAAAUAAUAGAAAGAGUAAAACGAUGUGUGAAGAAAGCUCAUCCAUCUCAACACAAAUAAGCGGUGGAAGUGAAAAUAAAGCGGAAGGUAAUAAUUCAACGCAGUUAAAAUCGAAGAACAUAAUUCCAGAACAACAACAACAAGAAGAAGAUGAAGGAGGUAAUAAUUCAAUACCAUUGAAAUUGAAUAAUAGGAUUACAGCAGAAGAAGGAGACAAGUUAUUAUUGUGGGAAUGGAAAAAUUUAAAGACAAAAAAUAGCAGUAGUAGAAUAGAUUUAGGAAAUGGGAGUGAAGUAGAAUAUUAUCCAAAUUUCGUAGAGUACGAGGAUGCUUGGAGAUGUUUCAAUUACCUCAACACUCAUAUUCCUUGGACUCGCCCCACCCUCCGUGUCUUCGGUCGUGACUGCAUUCAGCCUCGAGACAGCUGCUAUGUUGCAAGUGAUGGGCUUCCUAAAUUGGUGUAUAGCGGGUAUCAACCCCAUGCCUACUCUUGGAACAAUUUUCCUCCUCUUAAUCAUAUUCUCCAGGCGGUCCAGGAUGCUGUUCCCGGAAGCCAUUUCAAUAGCUUGCUGUUAAAUAGAUACAAGGGCGGGAAUGACUAUGUCGGUUGGCAUUCUGAUGAUGAACUCCUCUACGGACCUACUCCUCUUAUUGCUUCCCUUUCCUUUGGUUGUGAACGCCCUUUUUUCUUGAAGAAAAAACCUCCUAAACCAUCUCACGCUCCACCAGUGUCGGCCAAGAAUACAAAAGAUAAACCAGUGAGCAAGCGGUUGAAGAAGAGCAAGAGCAACAGUACUGGGGAUCAGCAUACCUUCACGUUAAAACAUGGGUCCCUGUUGGUUAUGAGAGGCUACACUCAGAGGGACUGGAUCCAUUCUGUACCAAAGCGCGCUAAAAUAGAUGCUCUCAGGAUCAACCUUACAUUCAGGCUUGUCCUGUGAAUCUCAUCCUUUCCGGACAUUUUUGGAUUUCUCAGCCUGCAUCUGGUCACUGGUCAGUAUCAAUUACAAUGAGGACUGAGGAUCUUUAGCCUUUAGUUGAAGAGAUCUGAGAUGUAAUGGGUUGGACAUAAAUCCUUGAUUCAUUCCCCUCUGUAAUGAGAGUCUUCAAUGUGUUCAAGGGAUAUAGAUAUAUAAUUUCUACACUGUAGGUUAUUGUGAAUACUUGCAAGUAGUUCAGAAGUUGGAGACAUGAAUUAAUAUGCAAUUAACUUUGUCUCAAUUUCCUGCUUUGUUGGUCUUCAUAUGUUGCCUUCCUUUUCACAUAUUUUAGAGGUUGCAGUUCCAUUUUUCAUGCUAAGGAAGGAAUAAGAACUUUUGCUGCCUCUUUUUCAAGCUGUACUAAAAUUGGUGUAUAAAUGUUUUAAUCUAUCAACAACUGCAAAUAAACUUGUAUUCCAUAUUCAUCA